Messenger RNA from Callithrix jacchus (white-tufted-ear marmoset), 5773 nucleotides. It is a transcript of the gene EEF1AKMT2, whose product is annotated as EEF1A lysine methyltransferase 2. The record is from RefSeq and is a predicted model, not a curated record. Gene Ontology annotation, molecular function: protein-lysine N-methyltransferase activity. Gene Ontology annotation, cellular component: cytoplasm. Lineage: Eukaryota; Metazoa; Chordata; Mammalia; Primates; Cebidae.
UCAGCGGCGGCGCCAGGAGCCAGGGACAGUGCGGAGGGAGUAGCGUCCCCGGCCCAGCCCCAGAGCGGGGCCUGGAGCAGUCGAGAAGGCGGCCUCCUGCCGCCUAGAGGCGCCGGCCCGUUUGUCCGCUCUGCCUGUGCCCGGUCUCUAUGGCGACCCCAACGGCCGUCCCGGACGUGGAGCGAGAUGAGCGCGGGCGCUGACGGCAGCGGUGGCCCUGAGGUGGCGGCGCGGUCGGGCGAGGGCAGUCCCGGAGAGGACGGUUUCGUUCCGUCGGCGCUGGGGACGCGUGAGCAUUGGGAUGCUGUCUAUGAGAGAGAACUGCGAACUUUCCAAGAAUAUGGAGAUACAGGUGAAGUCUGGUUUGGAGAAGAGAGUAUGAAUCGACUAAUAAGGUGGAUGCAGAAACGCAAGGUUCCAUUGGAUGCUUCAGUGCUUGAUAUUGGAACUGGAAAUGGUGUUUUCCUGGUUGAACUUGCAAAAUUUGGUUUCUCUAAUAUUACUGGAAUUGAUUACUCUCCUUCUGCAAUUCAGCUUUCUGGAAUUAUUACAGAAAAAGAAGGUUUAUCCAACAUUAAGUUAAAGGUAGAAGACUUUUUGAAUCUUUCCACACAGCUGUCUGGAUUUCAUAUUUGUAUUGACAAAGGGACUUUUGAUGCCAUCAGCCUUAAUCCUGACAAUGCAAUUGAAAAGAGGAAGCAAUAUGUGAAAUCUCUCUCCAGGGUGUUGAAAGUAAAAGGCUUUUUUUUAAUAACGUCGUGUAAUUGGACCAAGGAAGAGUUGCUAAAUGAAUUCAGUGAAGGAUUUGAACUUUUCGAAGAGCUGCCAACACCCAAGUUCAGCUUUGGAGGCAGAUCUGGAAACAGUGUAGCAGCAUUGGUUUUCCAAAAAAUGUGAGACUUCCUUGGACAAAUUCAGGUUGCUUUUGUCACACCAACAACCGAAGCUAUGAAAGUUUAAAAGUGCACACGGCCUUCGCAGAAGACCUGUGGAAUUGCUGUCUUCCCUCCCAUUUCCUUUGCUUAAUGGGAGGGGGAAAUGGAAGCUCUGAGAGCAGUGACUUCCGCGAGCCAUCAGGAAAAUCCCUGUCUGUGGCUAAGUUUAUCUUUAGGUUUUGAUCUGAGUCCUGUUUUUAAGGUGGUAAAAUUAACUGUGAAACUGACUUGUGCAAGUAGUAAGUACAGGCUAAAUAAAGAUGCUGGAAGAAGGAAGAGUUUGUCUUGAUGAUGUCCAGUAUGGUCAGUUUCUUUUAAGGGAUAGCCCUUCGAAAUGCAUUACAGAGCAUUUGGUAAACUCCUCUAAUCUUCUUAAGAUUUCUAUAGGAUUGUAGAGUUUGCAGCACUUUCUCUUAUGUAUUAAUUCAUUAGCAUGCAAUCCUCUUUUGAAGUGGAUGAGGCAGGUGGGGCUCCCACUUGAUGGAAGCUGAGAGUCCCAGGCCACGGUGAUAUCAUCCAGCUGUGUCCAAGGGCUGCAAACAAACGAAGACACAUUGAAGAUUGUAGAACAAAAGCAAGGAAAGGUUGUGUUAGCAAGGAGUUGCGUGAGGGCAAAGCUGUCCCCCCAUUUCUGUGGUGUCAGAGAUAGAGCAGCCUGGGGAGGAAGGCCUGGACUUGAAUCCUGGCCUUGCCCCUGCUAGCUGCAGGAUGUUAGACAAAUUACUUGAUUUCUUGGAGCCUCAAUCUUCCCAUCUGGAAAAUAUGCAUACUACCAACAGUAAUGCCUAUUCAUAGGAAUGUGAGAGGAUCAGCUGAGAAGAACCUAGCCUGUGGUUGACGCCCAGGGAGAUGGGAAUGGAGGUGAGGGUGGAGGGCUGUGGCUGGAAGUGUGGCUGUGUGGGACUUGUGGGGGUGGAGAUUGACUCUGGGCCUGUGCGUGCCCUCCCAUGCUUAGGCCUUGCUUUGGGCACAAUGCUGGCGAGUUCGAGGCUGUUCUUAGGCAGAUGCACUUUUGGGGUGAGGACUUGGGAGGUGGGCAGGGGCCCUCUGCCACCGUGUCCACACCCAGGGAGCAUAAAGGUAGUCAGGGAAGCAGGCUCACGGAUCAGUGGAAAGUCUGACUUUGCCUUUGCUCUUUUCAGUAGAAAUCCUGGUGAAGAUGAGUCACUGAGUAGAGGCUCCUGGGGUUGGUUCAGCCAGAGCACUGUGUCCCCAUGAUCAGGUUGGGGUGCCAGCCAAGGGGAGACCCUCACCCAGUGCUCCUUUGGCAGAUACUGGGUAGCCCCAGUGGAGGCAGGCUGGAGGCCUGCUCUCAUGAGCACUUCCCGGAGAGUCACGGGAGAGAGGCAGGAGGUGAACUUGAGGACUGGGAUGUGACAGUAUGAGACUAAAUACAGGGCAAGGAAAGCCGCUGCAGAGGUGUGAGGCCGAUGAGAAGGGCCCACCCGCUGGCUACUUGUGCAAAGGGGAAGGACACCAAUGCCUGGCCUUCUCUGUGCUAAGCUCUUUCAUAUGCAUUUUCGUAUUUAGAUCAGCAGCCCGAGGGCAAAGGUAUUAUCCCCAUUGUGUUUAUUUAAUUAAUUAAUGAUUAUGAUGAUUUUUUGAGACAGCGUAUCUCUCUGUUGCCCCGGCUGGUGUACGGUGGUGCAGUCUUGGCUCACUGCAGUCUCUGCUUCCCAAUUUCAACUGUUUCUCCUGCCUCAGCCUCCUGAGUAGCUGGGAUUACAGGCAUGCACCACCACGCCCAGCUGAUUUUUGUAUUUUUAGUAGAGAAGUGGUUUCACCAUGUUGCCCAGGCCGGUCUUUAACUCCUGACUUCAGGUGAUCCACUCACCUCAGUCUCCCAAAGUGCUGGGAUUACAGGCAAGAGCCACCAAGCCCAGCCUAAUUAUUUCUUUUGAAAUAAUUAGGCCUCCCUCUGUCACCCAGGCUGGAGUACAGUAGCAUGAUCACAGCUCAUUUGUAACCUCAAACUUGGGGGCUCAAGCAAUCUUACCUCAGACUUCCAGGUAGCUGGGACUACAGGCGUACACUCCCAUGCCUGGCUAGUUAUUUUAGUUUUUACUUUUUGUAGAGACGGGGGUCUUGCUGCGUGUUACCUAGGCUGGUCUUGAACCCCUGGCCUCAAGCAGUCCUCUUGCCUCAGCUUCUCAAGUGCUGGGAUUACUGGUGUGAGCCACUGUGACCAGCCUCACCCCCAUUUUAAAGAUGAGGAAACUAAAGCCAAGUGAUUUGAAAGCGAAGACCAGGGCUGCCAAAUGCCACAGCACACACACACUCCCCCCACCUCCCCUUGCACAUGGUCUUCCUGGUGUAAUCAGUGGGCUUUACAAGAAGUUUUAACAUUUUUUAUAUAGCAUAAUCAAGUCUUUUGGUGUUUAGUUCUGUGAAUUUUGAUAAAUGCAUAGAUUGGGGUUUAUUUACAUUUUUUAUGUUGAGAUCAUUUUAUACUCAUGCAGUUACAGGAAAUAAUACAGAGAAAUCUUGCAUAGCCCCUACUCACUGCCCCCUAAUGGUAACAUCCUGCCAGUCUAAUGCAGUGUCACAAGCAGAAAAUUGUCACAGAUACAGAGGAGACACAGAACAUCUCCAUCUCCAGGGAUCCCUCCUGCUGCCUUUUCAUAGCCACGUCCUCUUCCCUCCUGCUCCCACGACCCCUCAACCCCUGACAACCAUUCAUCUCUUCACUCAUUCGGUAGUUUUGUCAUUUGAAGAAAGGGACAUAAAUGGACUCCUAGAAUAGCAAGCCUUUGGGGACUGGCUCUUUCACCCUGCCCGAGUCUCUGGAGCUCAUCCAUGUUGCCGCGGGUGUCUGGUUGGUCCCUUUUCAUUGGCAGGUAGUAUUCCACAGUGCGGCUGUCCCUGCCACUCUUGUUUAAUGAUUCACCCAGUGAAGGGCCUCUGGAGUAUUUCCUUGUUUUGGCUAUGAUGAAUAAAGAGCUGUUACGAACAUUUGUGUGUGAGUUUUGUGUGAAUGUAAAUCUUAAUCUCUCUGGAAUAAAUGCUAAGAACUGUUGCUGAUAGUUGUUUGAAUGGGCAUUUGAAGGGUUUUUUGGGGGGAUGGAGAGGCGAGGCACUGGUGGGCAGUGCAGACCUAGGUGCUGGCCCACCGGGGUUCAGAUCCCAGCUUUGAACCUGGACUGGGUGAAUUGCCAUAUAUGGCUAUAAAAUGGGGCUAAUUGAACCUGGCUUGUGGCUAAUGUGUGUAAAGUGCCUGGUACAUAGUAGGUGCCCAAUAGAUAGAAGUUUUUCUUCAUAUAGGUUAAGAGAAAACCCACUAGACCACAGCAGGGUCUGUGCCCCAGAGGUGACCUCUGGGAGGGCUUUGCCCCCUGUGGGAUCACCUACUUAUUAUCUUUUACAUGGCCAUAGCACCCUCCCCCCACCCUGGCUUCUCUUCGAAGAGACCCUGGCCCUGUUUGCAGACUGGGCUGUAAGUCUCUGGCCUGGUCCUGGCAUUCCCCAGUGAAAUUGGCUAGGCCGGGGCCACAGAUCAUAGGAAUCCCAGGAAAUUCCAGAGCGUGCUGGGCUGUGUUGGUCUGGAUUCGCCUCACAAAUUCUGAGAAUGUGCCCAGAUCAUUUCAGAUGUCGCUGUAAUUUAGCUUGAUUCCAGAGAUGUGUAUUGAGCUGUUAGGGUGUGCGAGGGAUUGUGGUAGGUGUUGCAAAGGGUUCAGAAAAAACAGCUUUCCCAACAGAUCAAAGCAGCCACCUCCAGCUUCCAACCUCCUUUGGGAGCCCCCACAGCUGCAUGAUAACGUCUCCUUUGAGUGUGGCAUUCAGAGCCCUGGGUCUGGUUUGAGUCUGUCCCUGGCUCCCAUCCUGCUGCAGUGCCCUCUGUGUGCCCUGUGUGCCAGCCACCAGCAUGUUCACCAUUCCCAUACUCCGAGUCUGGGCUGGCGGCCACGCCUUGCUUACACCCUUCCCUCUGCCUGGGUGCCCUGCCCUUCCUGAUGAAAUCUUGCCUGUUUUUAAGAACUAAAAGUACCAUGGGCCAGUGUGGGCUGGAAUAUUCAAACCACACAGGCGGCCAGAUGCAGUUCCUCUCUGGAACCGUCGUGCCCUUCUCAAGGCACCUGCCAUGUGGGACCAUGCCAGAUUCCCUCUUUUUUCUUUUUUGAGGUGGAGACUCGCUCUGUCACUCAGGCUGGUGGACUCACUCUUCGUGCCUUUGUCACAUUAUGGCAUUUCUUGGUAAUUGUUUUAUAUCUGAAGUAUGAACUGCCUCAUUAAAAUAGUUUUGAAGGCCACAUGGUAUUUCCUUACAUAACAACACCAUCGUUUAUUUAACCAUUUUCCCAGUUUGUAGGCAUCUAGGUUGUCCCCAUUCUUGGGCUCUUACGGUGCUGUGUGUCUUUGGCCCCCUGUGGGAAAGAGUCUUUAAGACCCACGUCCAAUGUCAUAUCCCCUUUUGCCGGCCUCUGGAAUGUGGUGCCUGGGUCACUGUACUCUCUGAGACCCCCAGGGCAGGCAUUGUGCCACACCUGCCUUCUGCUUUCCGUGCCUGCCAUGUAUGCUGGCCACCCAGUUGCCCAGGUGCUUCUGUUGCUUCUGCCGCCUCUCUGAGCCCUGACUCCUUGUCUGGACUCUGCUGGGGAUGGAGCUGGAGAGAGCUGGGACGCCCCAUCUUUGCCUCCAUCUGGCUUCCUGCUUCAUACGGAGCUGUGUCUGGAUGGGCUGAUGUGUUCCCAUGGCAAUAGAUUUCCACAGUUUCAUUCUUACUGGCCUCUUCUUCCUCAGAGGGAUGGACCAUCAAAUAGCCAGGCCCUUGUCGAUGGCAUUUUUAGCUUGUUUCCCUUUAAACACAUUUGAGAGGAUGGCUGCUUGGACGUCUGUGGCGG